UGGAUUCUCUGUCUCCUCCCGCCCCCUAGAAGCGCGCUGCGCCCGAGCCCAGCGAAGCGCCGGCGCGCCAUGGUGAGUCCAGCACUCCCGGCCGUGCUGCUGCCGCUGCUGCUGCUAGUGCUGCGCGCCCCGCCGUGCCGCGGCUUCCCAGGAUCGGGAGACUCACCGCCAGAAGACGAUGAAGCUGAGUAUUCACACGCUAGAUAUAAAGAUACCCCGUGGUGUUCCCCCAUCAAAGUGAAGUACGGGAAUGUGCACUGCAGGGCCCCUCAAGGAGGAUACUACAAAACAGCCCUGGGAACCAGGUGUGAUGUUCGCUGCCAGAAAGGCUAUGAGCUGCAUGGCUCUUCCCAGCUGAUCUGCCAGUCAAACAAAAGGUGGUCUGACAAGGUCAUCUGUAAACAAAAGCGAUGUCCUACCCUUGUCAUGCCAGCAAAUGGAGGGUUUAAGUGUGUAGAUGGCGCCUACUUUAACUCCCAGUGUGAGUAUUAUUGCUCCCCAGGAUACACAUUGAAAGGGGAGCGGACAGUCACGUGUAUGGACAACAAAGCCUGGAGCGGCAGACCAGCUUCCUGUGUGGAUAUAGAACCUCCUAGAAUUAAGUGCCCAAGUGUGAAGGAACGCAUUGCUGAACCCAAUAAGCUGACGAUCCGGGUGUCUUGGGAUACCCCUGAGGGAAGAGACACAGCAGAUGGCAUCCUGACUGAUGUUAUUCUAAAAGGCCUCCCCCCAGGCUCAAAUUUUCCAGAAGGAGAUCACAAGAUUCAGUACACAGUUUACGACAGAGCUGAGAACAAGGGCACUUGCAAAUUUCGGGUUAAAGUAAGAGUUAAACGUUGCAGCAAACUCAAUGCCCCAGAGAAUGGUUAUAUGAAGUGCUCCAGUGACGGCAACAAUUAUGGAGCCACGUGUGAGUUCUCCUGCAUCGGUGGCUAUGAGCUACAAGGUAGCCCUGCCCGAGUGUGUCAGUCUAACCUGGCUUGGUCUGGCACGGAGCCCACCUGUGCAGCCAUGAAUGUCAAUGUGGGCGUCAGGACAGCAGCUAUACUUCUAGAUCAGUUUUAUGAGAAAAGGAGACUCCUCAUUGUGUCCGCACCCACAGCCAGGAACCUUCUUUACCGGCUGCAGCUGGGAAUGCUACAGCAAGCACAGUGCGGCAUGGAUCUUCGGCAUAUCACCAUGGUGGAGCUGGUGGGUGUGUUCCCAACCCUCAUUGGCAGGAUAGGAACAAAGAUUAUGCCUCCAGCCCUAGCUCUGCAGCUCAGGCUGUUGCUGCGAAUCCCACUCUAUUCCUUCAGUAUGGUGCUAGUGGAUAAGCAUGGCACUGACAAGGAGCGCUACAACUCCCUGGUGACACCCAUGGCCCUCUUCAACCUGAUUGACACUUUCCCCUUGAGAAAAGAGGAGAUGGUUUUGCAAGCUGAAAUGGGCCAGACCUGUAGCAACUGAUGUGAUGGUUUCUCUCUCAGUGGUUCCUCUUCUUCUACAGAGCGCGAUGCACCACAGGGAAGGCCUUAAAAAUAUCCUUGAUGUACAGAUUUUUAUUUGUAAUUUUAAAAGUCUAUUUUAUUAUGAGCUUCCUUUGCACUUAAAAAUUAGCACAAUGCUUUUUGUACUUUGAAGUUUCAAAAAUUAUAUGAAUAUGGUAUUUACUCCUCCUUUCAUUACUCCACCGUGACUGGUUAAUUUUGUAGAGAAUUUAGAAACUACAACCAUACAUAUAUUUUCAACAUGUUAUUCAGUGUAACACAUAACUCCCUUAUAUGCAGUUGUUUAUAUAAAACUUUUAUUAAUAAAAUAUUUUGGAGCAAAUUUAUUAAAACUCCCUUUGUUUUUUAAGCACUGACCAUACUUGCUCAGUGCUGGUCAAAGAUUUUAGGAUUGUGAUGCCUAGUGGUGCUUUAGGAAUGGAAAAUAUAAUUACUUUCCCAGGUAAACUUUGACAUUUUCCCUUCAUUUUCAGAGUAUCAGUUUGGUUGGCAGACUAUUCCUGAACAGACAAAAUUACUAAAUUAAUGGCGGACGGUCUACAGUCCAACAUACGGAGGUUUAAAGCUGGAAGCAAAUUUGACUUUUUUUUUAAAGACUAGGCAGCAUGAUUGCUGUGCUGUGCAUAGGUUUGUACCGUACCUACAAAUAUGAUUUUUUUUUUCCCACAAAGCAUACUAGAAGCCAUUCUUUGAAUUUUCUCUCCUUCAGAUGUAUCAGAUAAAGGUCAAUUGCGUGGCUGGAAGAAGAAUUUAACCAGUAACUAGUUGGGAAGCUAUGAAAAGUUCAAAAGGUUUUUUGUCACAAUUAAAUAAGCAUAUAUCAGCUCGUGUUAAAACUCUUUGUCUUUGACAAGCCAAGGUCCCAUCCUGAAGAUAUACUGACAUUUAAGGAACUGCCUCAUUGUCUUCAAACCAGUCUUCCUAAUAAACUUGGGAUAUUACAGGCAUUUUGCCCAAGAGACACAAACUAUUUAAAGAUGAAUGCACUGUGACAUUUAAAAAUAAAUUACACCAAAACUUCGGGGGCAUUUCUGGAGAUUAAUCAAUAGCUUUCUUUAGAGAAGUGCUUUCUCACUGCAGAUCUUUCAGGACUUUUCUGUGGACUUUUGGGACCCCAUAAACCAAUAAAUAACCCUGUUUGCUUGCUCACACUGUGGUACUGCAGAACUUUGACGUGUGUGUGUGUGUGUGUAUUGGGCAUGAAUUCAAACUGAAAACUGUGUCUGCUUUGUUAGAUGGCUGCUAAAAUCUCAGUUCGGUGCUUUUAGCCUUAACUUAGCUGCUUGGAAUCUAUCCCCCUUCCUUUCCCCCAGUGCAUGUGUAGUGCAAUGGUCAGUCAGAGAUUUAGGUAGUUUAUAUACAGAAUUUGGGUUUCCCUCUCUCCUUUCUGAGGUCUCCCUCAUCACUUUUCAGUUGCUAGGGUCACCCCUACUCUGUCCCCAGCAUGAUGCAUACUGAGACCUGCCCUUAGGCAAAACCCAUAAAAAGUGAUGACUCAGUUUUUUUUUUCAGUUUAGUUGCCUUCUUCCAAGUGAUGACUGCCUUCCAGUAUCUGCCUGAUUUUUAGUCACUCUCCAAUGCCUUCAGGUACUUUUUACAAAUAUUUUGUCCAGAUAUAGUUGUCGCCUGUAGGGGAAGUCUGGUCCAGUAUCUUUUAUGUCAGUGGUUCUUAACCUUAGAUGUCCAUUGGAAUUACCUGGUUGUUUGGCUAAACACUAGUCUUGUUAUUGCAUAAUGUAAUCUAAUGUAAAUUGUGAUGUAAUUAUUUUCCAUGAUGUAAUCAAUCAAGCACUUGAAAAGGGAAUUUCCCUAGGGUGUUUUCUGCCCCCAGAAUAUAAAUAGGUAUUUGGCAGGACUUACUCUAUACCCUUCUUGUCACCUGACCUACCAAUCUUGAGAUACAAGCCUACAGAAGUCUCCAGCCUGGUGCCUGACCUACGGAUUUUCACCUUGCCAGCUACCAGCCCUCCCCCACAAUCAUGCAAACCAAUUCCUUGAAGUAAAUCAAUCUCUAUCUAUAUAUAUACAUAUGUAUGUGUGUGUGUGUGUUUUAGUUGUUUUUCUUUUAAACACAGCUAAAAAUUAGGUAACAAUUUGUAAAGCACCUGGCACAUAGUAUGUACUCAAUAGACGUCGCAUCUGAUCCCUUCCUUUGUCACUACCUGGGAUUUAUUGGCAGGGGAGAGGGGAGGCAUAAAGGGAGCAAAGGUGUCAGGCUUCAGAUUUAGGGGAUGAUAAGUGAACAAAAACCAAAAGGAGGGACAGGUUUAAUAGCUGAGCACCAAGAAGAGUUGUUCGCCAUUAUCCUCGCCUUAGAAACAGAAAUCAGACUCUCAUCCAGCCUGUGUGUGUCAAAUGAUCACAUGUAUUUUUCUCCAAAGACAAACACAUAUAAAAACAAAAGGAACAGGUGACAUAUAAUCCAUCUCCAAGGACUCAAGGAGUAACUCAUAAUAGAACACAUUAGAGAUACCAGGAAAGUGAAUUUAAUGAAAAAGACAUUACACUUUGGAGCAAGUACAGGGUGGCUUAACAUUUUGGUCUCGGGUACAUAAUCCAUCCAGAAGCUUAGAAGCAGGCAGGUGAAAUGUUUAUGUACUGCUACUAAUUUUUUCACCAAACACAGCAAAACGUGCAAAUGGGAACAGUUGUUUGUAGCCAAAAACAAAAACUAGCAAAAUGAAUGCAGGCCUUCCAUCAUCUCUUAUUAUUAAGUACUUAUAAUUGUUGCACAGAGUUCUUCCUUCUUUUUCUCUGUCUCUACUUAAAAACAAACAAAAAGAGACCAAUAUUCUAUCAGAGCAGGAAUUUAGGAGAGUAUAUCGGCAGCUGUUUUUAUCGGCAGCUGAAGCAGGUGCAUACUGAAAACUAAACCACCAAAGCAGAAAUGAACUUACUCAUGUGUAGAUGACCCAGCCUUUGGCAGAGUUUGGAAAAUUAUCCUUAUUUCUCCUCCAGGUGAGCCCCCAUUCAGAGUCCUAGUGACCCAAUGAUCCUUAGCUGUAUUGAAAGUAUGGCUCCCUUCUCCAACCUGCGAAACUCCUGGACUUAUCUUCAGGGCCCAGAGUAAAAUCUAGCCAUGUAGAGGCCUGUCAUAACUACUGUGCUCAAUCCAAUAAUGGCGGCCUAGUGCAUUCACAGAGCUGGGCCAAUACUUGGUCUGACAUUGUGGUGCCCCUCUAUGGGUAUUCUUUAAGUAUUUGUACAUUUAUUCUGAGGAAUACCUGCCUUGGAGAAGGGAUGCAAAGGAGACCCCACGCCCAGGGAAGGCACACCUCUUUUCCCUAUGUCCUUAGCAAUUCAACUCUGGGCUAAACUUGCAAACCCCAUUCAUCAAAACAAAGUCCUGCCUUUAACCAGACUCGUCCUUCUUAGAAGGCAAGGGGUCUCCACCUCACGUAUCUACUCGAGCAGACCUUAUUUCUUUUGGCCAAUUAUUAUUCCCAAGAC
Messenger RNA from Loxodonta africana (African savanna elephant), 4940 nucleotides. RefSeq names its product sushi repeat containing protein X-linked (gene SRPX). NCBI's taxonomy places the organism in Eukaryota, Metazoa, Chordata, Mammalia, Proboscidea, Elephantidae. The record is from RefSeq and is a predicted model, not a curated record. Gene Ontology annotation, biological process: phagolysosome assembly. The transcript has 10 exons. Bases 70 to 1449 code for a protein of 459 amino acids.